Molecule: messenger RNA, 1494 nt
Organism: Heterobasidion irregulare TC 32-1
Lineage: Eukaryota; Fungi; Basidiomycota; Agaricomycetes; Russulales; Bondarzewiaceae
Exons: 1
Coding region: 1-1494 (497 amino acids)
Molecular function (GO): protein binding
Source: RefSeq, a predicted model, not a curated record
AUGGAAGACGACCACGAAGCUCUCGACUGGGGCAACGAAGACGACGAACCACAAAAUCCUUCUCACAAUGGACCUCACUCUCAUAGCAAAGGUUUGGACAUUGAUUACAGGCGAAGUGGCGACACAGAAGAUGUCGAGGAUGCUGUCUCUCUCGGAGGAGACGAGGAUGACAUUCAGGACUACAUGACCUACCAGAGCAGCUCUGACAAGCCUGGCAAUGUCAAGGCGACACCUGCUCCUCCAGCUUGGCAAAGGGCUCGAGGCGAUGCGUCCAAGGUGGAGGCGGAACGCGACACGACGCCCAGCCCUCGAAGGGAGUCAUCACCAUUGUUCCAAAGCCCUACACGAGCAAACUCCUCAUCCAAUCGAAUUCAUCCGCCUCCCCAAAAUCUCACUCAUGCUCUACCUCCCAAACCUGUUGUCUCCUCGGCAUUCCUGGCUAUGCCUUCGACGACAGCAGCAAGCCCGAUGUCUAUGGCGCGCCGAGACAAGGAGCGACGUGUUAAUGGAAUGGAAAAAGCUAUCGAUUCCGUAGAAUCUCUGCCAUCUGAUUGGGAGGUUAGAUAUUCUCGCAGUGGUGGGCGAGAUGCUUAUUAUUACAACCUCAAGACGUUUGAGUCUACGUGGAUUCGUCCAAGUAUGAACGACGGAAGAUCACCUUCACACUCCGGCAAAAGCAGGCCCAGGGGGGAUAUUGGCAUUUCUUGGAUAGUUGGGCGAGAUGAUGAUGUGUUGACUAACGAUAUACCAGCUCCUCGUGCCCGUGUUGGUGAGGUGCCGCACGACGAUGGACUCUCUUACGAUGAUCGUCAUUACAGACCUGGCGACGCCUUGCCACCUCCUGGAGCGAAUCAGGCCAACGCUCGCGAAGAUAGGCCGCACCCCAGCGCAUCAUCUCGCUUGCAGCCUUCUGGGAGAGAAACACCAGAUUUCGAUGACCUGGAACGGCGGCAGCCACAGGGUGAUUACCAGCAUGAACUUGUAGACGGUCCUAGGCGUGGACGCAGAGGUUCUUCUGUACAACCUCGAGACAACGGUGUACAUCGAGCGUCCGACAAGGACGACUUGCGUCCUGGUGCUCCUUUUUCCUAUCAUGACUCUGAUCACAGGCAGGACAUCCAUGAUCCAUACGCUCGUGAUGCUCCUCGUGCUCCAUCAACGUACAAUCGUCCUUACCAAUCAGACGUCUUCGCAGGUCCUCGGGAGGGUCCUCGUGAAGCUCAUGUCUCUCAGGAACUCCAUUCUAGUGGUCAAAAUGCUACGUGGGCAUCAUCGGCUCCAAGUACGUUGUCCACAUCAUCCCCUCACCCUUCCACCUCUCGUAUCGUGCGCCUCGGCUCCUCCCGAGGUGGAGGACCUGCAUCUAUGGAUAGUCUCGAGAAGCCUUGGGAGUCGAGCUGCGCUGCGCUCAUCGACCUUGUCCUGAACCGACUCAUGGGCGCUCAUGAUGGACCUCUGCGUCUUGCUUCCACUUUCUCCCAUCCUUUCCAUUAA